AUUAGCCAAACCGCCAAAAACAGCUGUUUUAUUUACCUAAUGAAAACUGCUGAAAUAACUGAAACUAGUUUUAAUGAUUAAUAUAAAUUUGUUUCUAAAAAGCGUUGCUCAGAGGCGAAUAAAUUGGUCAAAAUAUAAAAACAUGUCGCUGGAGUGUCCUACAAGCCCCGUAUAUCGAACAAGUGUGGAACAGAAAAUACAUUCAAGAAAUGCCGCCAAAGUGUAUCGCUAUGGAUCACCAAAAAUACGAGAUCAAUUGCGAAAUGUUAAAAUGUCGGCUCAGGGUGCGUGAAGCAAGACAAGCCAACUUUAGUAGAAGACGACUGGCUGAUAUAACUGAAGAACUCGAUCUUGAUAAAUUGUUGCGCGAGGAACUUGCUAACUUGGAAAGCGAUUUGAAGUUGCAGGAAGAGAUUUACAUGGAACUGCGCAAUGAAAUGAACGAAUGGUUUGUUCAAGAAUUAGAAGCAGAGGAGGCAUCAUUGAUAGACGCAGCUGAUGCAGAUAACAACAAUGCAUCUAUAAUAUGCCCCAUUUGCCAACAAAGAAACCUUUCUUCCACUUCUUCGGAUAGAAAGCAAGAAAGCGGCACACUCUUUAAUUGCAAAUGCGGUGUACACUUUAAUUUUUCCGCAAAACCCUUCGAAUUACAUAAAAUACUACAUACUCAAAUAGAGUUACACGGACAGAGGUGUGACGCCAACCUCACUUUCUAUCUGGAGCCACAAAGUGUCGUUAAUGUAAUGGUCAAAACAGACGAUUCAGCUGCCAACAAUCUCUGUGCUAUAUGUGAUAAAUGCGAUUAUUUUUAUAGCUUCUAAGAAUAUAAUAUUUGUCAUUACAAUUUUAUGAGUAUUACUUAUUACAUAGUACAUAAAUUCAUACCCCAUACUAAUUAUACCCUUGUAUGCUUGCACACUGAA
Molecule: messenger RNA, 923 nt
Organism: Rhagoletis pomonella (apple maggot)
Lineage: Eukaryota; Metazoa; Arthropoda; Insecta; Diptera; Tephritidae
Gene: Ripalpha
Product: RIP-like protein
Exons: 4
Coding region: 210-821 (203 amino acids)
Biological process (GO): protein import into nucleus
Cellular component (GO): nucleus
Source: RefSeq, a predicted model, not a curated record